AUACAUUUACAGUUUAGUCAACUUUUAGAAGCUACAUUCAGUUUCAGACAUGUAACAUAAUUAUUUGUAUAUUCUAUCGAGAGAGCCAUCAAAUCAUUCUUUUCUUCUUCACUGUUGAGGCCAAAACACAGCUCAGAUUUGCUGUUGCUCCAAGUAAUAGGUAUAGCCUACCUGCCAACCAAUCGCCGUCGCCCACCGUCGCCGGAAACUUUGGGAAUUCUGAUUCCUCUCCGUCCGCCAGGCAACGGCGAGCUAGUUGCCGGAAGUCGUCGCCGGUGGUGAUACCCCAUACCCCUGGUCAAGGUCAAAGCCGACACGCAGAAAUUCAAGCGACUUUUCUAGCAACUGAGACAGAGAGUAAAGGAGAAAAGCUUGUUAAGAGGAAUUAGGGAUAGAGGCGAUGGAUGCACUGGCGCCGCCUGAUUCCCAGGAAAGAUCCGUCGGUGGUGCGGCGAGGAUGAUCCGAACUUAUCAGGCGUGGGAAGGCAGUAAUAAAUUUUGUCUUGGGGGAAGGUUGAUAUUUGGGCCUGAUGUACAGUCGAUACUUUUUACGAUAUUUCUUAUAGUUGCUCCAGUAGCUGUUUUCUGCGUGUUUGUUGCAAGAAAGCUGAGAAAUCAUUUUCCUGGCAAUUCGGGGAUCGCAAUUAUGGCUGCAUGUAUUGCUUUCACACUAUAUGUGCUAGUUCUUCUUCUGAUGACUUCUGGAAGGGAUCCCGGUAUUAUUCCUCGCAGCGCUAACCCUCCAGAGCCAGAAACUAAUGAAAACAGUCUUGAUUUUGGGCAAGGUUCAGCCCCCCGCCUUCCUCGGACAAAAGAUGUUGUAAUUAAUGGGACAACUGUGAAAGUCAAAUACUGUGACACGUGCAUGCAUUACAGGCCUCCACGUUGUUCGCAUUGUUCAAUUUGCGACAACUGUGUUGAGCAAUUUGAUCAUCACUGUCCGUGGGUUGGACAAUGCAUCGGAUUGAGGAACUACCGAUUCUUUUUCAUGUUUAUCUUUUCGACCACAUUGCUCUGCUUAUAUGUUCAUGGGUUUUGCUGGGUCUACAUUAAGAUGAUAAUGAACAGUGAGAAGACUACAAUAUGGAAAGCAAUGAUCAAAACACCUGCCUCCAUUGCACUUAUUAUCUAUACUUUUCUUGCACUCUGGUUUGUGGGCGGGCUGUCGGUCUUCCAUCUCUACCUCAUCAGCACAAACCAGUCCACAUAUGAAAACUUUAGGUAUCGAUACAGUAUGCGAUCCAACCCCUACAAUAAAGGAAUAAUUGCAAACUUCAUGGAGAUAUUCUGCAGUAGCAUCCCUCCGUCAAAGAACAAAUUCCGGGCAAAAGUGCUGAAGAAACCUGCUGUGCAGACUCCUUCUGUGAGUAAUGCUUUUGGCAGCCGACAAUCAUCGAGCUCCAAAUAUGAUCAACAAGAGAAGACGAUUUGGGGCGAGACUGCAGAUAGAGUCCUGACAAUAGGAUCCAAUCGGAUACCUCGUGUGAGCAGUGAUUAUAUUACAGAAAAUCAACAAUAGCAAUUGGUUUUGAGAUAGCAUUUGAUCUUGCUAUUACUACAGUCUGUCACUUAAAUCAAGAUUGCAGAUUAUUUGAUGUAGCUAUUGUUCAA
Molecule: messenger RNA, 1611 nt
Organism: Andrographis paniculata
Lineage: Eukaryota; Viridiplantae; Streptophyta; Magnoliopsida; Lamiales; Acanthaceae
Product: probable protein S-acyltransferase 7
Exons: 7
Coding region: 401-1519 (372 amino acids)
Biological process (GO): peptidyl-L-cysteine S-palmitoylation; protein targeting to membrane
Cellular component (GO): Golgi apparatus; endoplasmic reticulum
Molecular function (GO): protein-cysteine S-palmitoyltransferase activity
Source: RefSeq, a predicted model, not a curated record